GUUUCUCUAAUGUGAAUAAAUAUGGUCCAUUUUUGUUGUUUUGAAAAUACUACAUUCCUAUGAGAUUAAUCAAGUGGUCUCUCUACUCGGUUUUUUGCAUAAAUCCAAAAGGUGCGAAGAUUCCUUCUAAGAAAUAUAAACGACACGCGGUGUUCUCUCUAAUUUAAGAAACGGCACACACGUGAAUUUUAUUUAGCUGAUGGUGGUUAAGUCUUAAAAGAGCCAAUAGUUCGCGGCCCACUUAGGCAUAUUUAGCCCAUUUUUGUUUUACCGACUCAAAUCCAGAAAACAAAACAACAAAAAAAAACCCCGGAGAAUUUGGACGAAGAUAAACUUCUACAGGAAGGAGCCGGUAGAGAAAGUCAUUCAGGAAAAAUUCAGCAGCACCGGAGCGUGUUCGUCAUUUCAAGCUUGAAGAUUGAAGAGUCAAUAUUUUUUUUCAUCGUAGAUCUCGCUGUUCCUCGUCGCGUUGUUUCGUUCCCAAUUGGCCUGAGUUCUGCUAAUUUUUUCAUGGUUGAUGAUUUUGACGUGAAAGUGGUAUAGCAAAAAUGAGUUCAACUGUUUCAAAUCCCCGAGGAAUCUUGCAGUCAGCUGCUUAUGGUGGCCAUGACUCCCGCAGUAACAGCACUUCUGUAUCUUUUGUGCGUCCAGAAUCAGAAUCUAAUGAAAAUGAAGAAGCAGAGUUGGUUUCUGUGUCUUGGAAUCAGGAUUCGGGUUGUUUUGCUGCUGGAACAAGUCAUGGUUUUCGUAUAUACAACUGUGAACCUUUCAAAGAAACUUUCAGGCGUGAGCUGAAGAACGGGGGAUUCAAAAUUGUAGAGAUGCUUUUCCGAAGCAAUAUCUUGGCGCUUGUUGGUGGUGGGCCUAACUCUCAGUACCCUUCAAGUAAAGUACUAAUUUGGGAUGAUCACCAGAGCCGUUGCAUCAGUGAAUUUGCUUUUAGGUCUGAAAUUCGUGCGGUGAAAUUGAGAAGGGACCGGAUUGUUGUUGUUCUUGAACACAAGAUUUAUGUUUACAAUUUUAUGGACCUAAGACUUCUUCAUCAGAUUGAAACUCAAGCAAAUCCAAGAGGGUUAUGUUGCCUUUCCCAUCACUCAAAUACAUCUGUGCUGGCUUGCCCUGGUCUUCAUCGUGGAGAGGUUCGAGUUGAACAUUUUGGCCUAAACAUGGUACAAACCAUAAAUGCACAUGACGCCAGUAUUGCGUGCAUGACCUUGACACUGGAUGGUUUGUUACUCGCAACUGCCAGUACAAAGGGCACACUGAUUAGAAUCUUCAACACAAUGGAUGGAACUCGUCUGCAAGAGGUACGAAGAGGAGUGGACAGAGCAGACAUUUAUAGCAUUGCACUUUCACCAAACGUGCAAUGGCUGGCAGUAUCAAGCGACAAGGGGACUGUUCACAUUUUCUCUCUUAGAGUUAGGGUAGUUGGGGAGGAUUCUCAUUCCACUGAAAAUGCAGCUCUCCUGACACAACAAACAUAUUCUAACUCUCUGCAAGGCCUUGUUUCUCCAGCCACUGGUACCAAUCCCGGUUCGUCAUUAUCGUUUAUGAGAGGUGUACUACCAAAGUAUUUCAGCUCGGAAUGGUCAUUUGCACAGUUCCACGUAUCAGAAGUCACACAAUUCUUCGCAGCAUUUGGUAGUCACAACACGGUUGCUAUUAUCGGCAUGGAUGGAAGUUUCUACAGAUGCAGCUUUGAUCCUGUGAACGGAGGAGAGAUGGUGCAGCUAGAAUAUAUCCGCUUUCUGAAGACAGAAAACCGCCCAAGUUAAGCCAGAUCAGAAUCAUGCUCCGACCAUUCUUCAAAGCCUCUGUACAUAACCAUGUCCAUGUAAAUAGUUUCGGUGAGACUGCAUAAGAUUUGAUUCAUUGCACAGUUGCUACUUCGAGUGACGGACCUGCACUAUUAAAUUGGGACUAUGUACAUAGAGCUACAUAUCAAGAUCCAUCCCCACCAGUUUGCUUCCAAACACUAUUGUCAUGUAAAUUUUCUAAUAACACCAUAAAGAAAGUAAUAACAAUUGAAAAGAAGAAAUAACAGUUUGAUCGAAUUCCCCUCUUGUUUAUUGGGUUUGAGACCUCUUAACAUAUCAAAUACAAAUAAUCUUACUAUACUUCAGAUAAUCUCACAAUGCAGCUAUAUCAGCUCAAUCAAUGGAAAUAGAGAAGUUUGGUUGAGGUAAGUCGAAUCCUCCUGACAAGUAAUCGCCGCCGUAAAGAGCUGCGGCAGCUCCAACUACUGCACCAGCUCCCAAUCCUGCAAGCCCUGGUCCAGGCCUUGCAUAUCCUCUUCCCGCUCCUCCAGGUGAUGGAAUAUUCACAGCGUUCAUUGGUCUCGGCAUGUAUGAAGGCAUGUAGCCUGCGUUCAAAGGCGGUGGUGGCUGCAUUGGUGGAGGAGGGUAGUACGGUUGUUGCAUUUGUGGGUUGGCGUUGUUCAUUGGAGGAUACGGCACUGAGGAGUGGUGGUUAUAUGGCGGAGCUGAGAAUGGGUUUAAAUGGUUUGGCUGGUUCGGUGGAGCAAAUGGAUCCUGCGAUGAGCCGGCCAUGUAAUUUUGCCCUGAAGUGUUGUUUUUGAGCAUGAUUCCUCCAAAAUCUCCUGUGCAAAACCCCCAAAAUCCUCUCCUUCUGCAAAUAUACGGAUCGACACAUCGACAAAACCUUGAGGCUUGCUUGAAUUCGUCUUCCUAAGCUGAUAGCUUCCAGUUUCUUCAAUUACAGAUUUCGAAGAACUCUGUUUCUUAUACUUAUCCAGAAAAUCCUUCAAGGAAACCGUAGCAGAGCCAUGAAGCUUCCUCCUUAAGAAGAUGGGUUCUCUGCUAUGAACCUCGACGUGCAAAGCCGAUUUCGAAUCCUCAAACCCCGAGUCAUCAUCGAGCAGAGCAGAAAACUUUGUUCCCCAAACAGGAUUGUCUGAUCUCGAAGCAUCGAUUGUGGUGCAGUACAUGUCUUCUGGAUCAAUCCACCCAACGGCGUACCAUUGGUGUUUCAGUAGCGAGGAUCCGAAUCCGAAUCCAACACGGAGCCCUCGAGCUGAUAACAAACAGACUUCAACGACGAUUUUCCCCAUUGAUUUGGAUUCCCAACUCACGAGAAGAUUAAAGUUUGAAACUUUUUAGAAAUCCUGGGUCGGGUUCUUGUUCCGCCAAUGGACUGAAAGAGUGAAAGGGAAAGAGAAAAAGAAAAACAGAGAAACGUCGGAUUUCGGACACUCUUUAAU
Thlaspi arvense is the source of this 3220-nucleotide messenger RNA. Lineage: Eukaryota; Viridiplantae; Streptophyta; Magnoliopsida; Brassicales; Brassicaceae. The record is from the annotation of a GenBank genome assembly.